AUGGGCUUCUUGCACUUGAAUACCAGUAAUGACAUUUUGCACAGUUGCGCGGCACACGACCUCACAGAUUUUAAAAACACCAUUUUCUACAACCUCACCGACUCCUACGUCGCCCAGUUCAACCACACCACCACCUUGCUCACCUCCAUCAUCAUGUUCGUCCUCGCAGCGCUCUUCUUCAACCUCAACCUCUUCAGUAGGCUCUCCGACGUCAGCGCCAUCCUCGACCCCAGCGUCCGCCUCUUCAUCACCUCCGCGCUCUCCCUCUUCCUCCCCGUCAUGUCCUACCUCUUCUCCGAGGCCAGGAACGCCACCGGCGGUGCCCGCUCCAAGUUCACCGACGAGUUGCCCCUGCGAGCCCGGCUCAUCCUCAUCUGGAUGCUCCUUGUGGAGCUCCUCCGCAAGAAGGCCGAGGAGAUCCACAUGCAGGGUUACUCCGGCACCAUGGACCGUGUGGGGCGUGUCCUCUUGCUGGGGAGCUUUGUCUUCUUCCACCUGCAUGAUGCUGGCAAGCGGUCCAUGCUGGGCAUCCUCUGGCUUCUCUGUGCCACAAGGCUUGUACAGAGGAUCGUCUUCACCGAGGUCGGGAAACGCUCCCUUGCCUACGGUGUAGGCAAGAAUGCUCGGCUCAUCACCUCCUACAUGGCUCAAGUGCUCGAAGAAGAUCAAAUGGAGCACCGUCACCAUUGCCUGGAUGGAGACGAGCUACUCAGGGGGUGCAAGUACGCGGUGAUGGAAGAAGAGAAUCUGGUGGUUCAGGCCAGCCCGGAUGGCUACCGCCUAACCAGCGACGCCGCCGCCGUCACCGUGGGCAAGAUCUGGGGGCUUGCCGAGAUCUCUUCCCUGGACGGAGAUAAACGUCUGAGGCAGCUCUGCCUCUCCUUUGCACUCUUCAAGCUGCUGCGCCGGAGGUUCGAGCGCCUGCCGGCAAUGACCGCGGCGGAGACCCGCAGCUACCGGGAACUCAUCUUCAAAGGUAUGCGCAGCAACAUAGAGAAAGAGACAGCAGAGGCAAACACGGGCAUGGCGGAGGCCCUGUUCCGGCUGACCAACGACGAGCUCAGCUUCCUAUGCGAGUAUUACCACCCGGUUGUCCCCGUCGUCCUGGCAAGUCCCUUCUUCCUGCUCGCCAACUACUUGCUGCUCCCGCUGCUCAUCUUGGUCCUCUGCCUCGUACUCAUCGUCCUCUGCACCAACGGCGACGUCGGCUACGCCCGGGACAGCAUCAAGGACGACAACUACUUUACUUUCUUCAGCGUAACGUACCACUAUGAUGACCGGGUGCCUGCCUAA
Messenger RNA from Triticum turgidum subsp. durum (durum wheat), 1293 nucleotides. Lineage: Eukaryota; Viridiplantae; Streptophyta; Magnoliopsida; Poales; Poaceae. The record is from the annotation of a GenBank genome assembly.